AUUUUUCUCUGCCCGUCGAGACGAUAGAUAUAGACGACAUAAAAAUGGAGGUAGCUUAUCCUCCGGUUUUUGGGUUAGAAACACGUCUGAAUGGCGAAAAAACGGCGUUGAAAGAGGCAUUUUUGAGCUCAAACGGAGAAAAUAAAGUGAUGAAUGAAAGAGGAUUAAUAUCGGCGAAAAUACCGCCUUACGGACAAAGAAAAGGAUGGAUUCCUAAGAGAAUGGAGGAUUUUGAGGAUGGGGGCGCUUUUCCGGAGAUUUUAGUGGCACAAUAUCCCCUACAAAUGGGAUUAAAGAAAAUGACAGCAGGAGCAGCAUUAGCGAUUCAGGUGGAUGCAGAAGGCAAUAUAAGAUAUGAUGCGAUUGCAAGACAAGGGCAUGAUCCGGAUAGAAUAGUUCAUUCAUCAUUUAAGAGCUUAAUUCCAUUGAGACAAAGAGCAGAUAUUGGAGAAAUAUCGUUAGAACGACCAUCUAUUGAAGAGGUAGAAGCUACUACAGAAAGGACAAGACGUGCUCUAGAGAAGAUUAUAACGGGGCAGAUUGCGGCAUCUAAGCCGAAAACGAUUCAGACGCAAGAAAAACAUGAACCGACAUUUGUUCGAUAUACACCGUGUAAUCAAAUGGGAGAGACGGCAGAUGUAGUUCAUCGUCAACGAAUUAUUAAAAUGGUAGAGAUGCCGCAAGAUCCGAUGGAGCCGUUAAAAUUUAGACAUAAAAAAAUUCCUAGAGGGCCGCCAUCACCACCGGCGCCGGUGAUGCAUUCUCCCCCGAGAAAAUUAACGGCAAAAGAGCAGCAAGAAUGGGUGAUUCCGCCUAGUAUUUCAAAUUGGAAAAAUGCUAAAGGUUAUACGAUACCCCUUGAUAAACGAUUAAUAGCAGAUGGUCGUGGUAUGAUGGAUGUUCAAAUUAAUGAUAAUUUUUCAAAAUUAUCUGAAGCACUUUAUGCAGCAGAUAGACAUGCUAGAGAAGAAGUUAGAAAGAGAGCGCAAUUGCAACAUAAGAUUGCUCAAAAAGAAAAAGAUGCUAAGAAAGAACAUCUUCAAGAGCUUGCGAGAAAAGUAAGAGAAGAGCGUCAUAUGUCACAACAAAAGGAUCCAAGUAAUGCAUCGGAAGCUACACAAUCUGAUGAGGAUGAAAAUUCAGAAGAUGAAAGAGCAGCUAAAGAGCGAGAAAACCUUCGUAGAGAACGUCGAAGGGAUGUAGAACGACAAAUGCGUAUGUCUCGUAUGGGUGCAGAACAACGUCUUAAAGUGAUGGCUCGUGAACAAAAUAGAGAUAUAUCUGAAAAGAUUGCACUUGGUCUGGCUAAACCAACACUGUCUAAAGAUAGUCUUUUUGAUAAUCGACUCUUUAACCAAACUGCUGGAUUGGAUUCAGGAUUUAAAGAUGACGAUACUUAUAAUAUAUAUGAUAAACCGUUAUUUGCUACUGCAGCAGCAGUACAAUCUAUAUACAGGCCUAAGGCGAAUGAUAUUGAUGAGAACCCUGAUGAAGAAUUAAAUCGUGUUACCCGUGAAAGCAGAUUUGAAGUCCUUGGAAAAGCUACCCAUGGAUUUAAAGGUGCAGAUUUGGCUGAGCCAAGAGAUGGUCCAGUACAAUUUGAGAAAGAAGCAGAUCCAUUUGGAAUUGAUGCCUUUAUUGCUAGUGCAGCAGCAAAUGCUUAUGCAAAAAGGAAUCUUGGUCUAGAUACAAGUACAACAAAAAAUUCGAAAAAAACAAAAUUAGAAGACAAUCAAUAGAAAAGGGUCAAAAGCUAGGUUAUAAAGUUAUGAAUAAUAUGUUUGUUUGUAUAUAUGAUA
This is a messenger RNA of Pneumocystis carinii B80, 1799 nucleotides long. RefSeq lists its product as hypothetical. Gene Ontology annotation, cellular component: spliceosomal complex. The coding region runs from base 45 to 1739 and encodes 564 amino acids. Gene Ontology annotation, biological process: mRNA splicing, via spliceosome. The transcript has 4 exons. The record is from RefSeq and is a predicted model, not a curated record. NCBI's taxonomy places the organism in Eukaryota, Fungi, Ascomycota, Pneumocystomycetes, Pneumocystales, Pneumocystaceae.